Aspergillus chevalieri is the source of this 1863-nucleotide messenger RNA. RefSeq lists its product as uncharacterized. NCBI's taxonomy places the organism in Eukaryota, Fungi, Ascomycota, Eurotiomycetes, Eurotiales, Aspergillaceae. The transcript has 6 exons. The record is from RefSeq and is a predicted model, not a curated record. Bases 1 to 1863 code for a protein of 620 amino acids. Gene Ontology annotation, cellular component: lipid droplet.
AUGGCUCCUAAUAAGCGGAAGCCCUUGGGGCUUGAAGUGCCCCGUACGGCAGCUACCCUCGAAUCGCCGCCCGGCAUUGCGGCGCUGUUCGCAAUCCGCUUCGAUAUCAAGACUGGAUACGUGAUCGCCUGGAAGCGCUCUAUCUCAGAUGUUGAGGUCGAAGGUGUCGUCGAAUACAAAUCGCUCCCCUCAGGCUUGCAUAAUGUCGCAGAGGACCUGGUGUACUUCGUUCACGAAGAGUAUGCCGGUCUUAGCGCAUUCAUCAACCUACCCGCGGAGGAAGCCGAACGCAAUGCGAAGAUGUUUGCUGUUGGUGUUUUGGUUCCAUUGAGUUUCGGAAGACUGGGAAAGAGCUGGAGGCAUAUCCCGAAACUCAAGGAGUUGGUGCAACAAUACGCCCAAGAUAUGUCCAACAGCAAGCCAUUAGACGAAUACUGGGACACAUAUCAAGUUCGGGGCCCCGAUGUAUUACCGCCUGAGUCGCCGCUCGACUCCCCGAUCAGCGUCCGGUUCAAUCGGCCUGACCCCUCGCAUCGCCACCGCGCCUUCAGCGACGCCAUGGUGUUGGAAUCGUCCUCGAGGCCGGCCUUGACACCAUUCCACCCAGCGUCUUCCCUUUCACAUUUCGUCGAUUCUUUCGGACCUUUGAUAUUCCCACUAUACAGAGCUGCACUGCUGCGCAAGAGAAUCUUGCUCAUGACUGAAGCGCCGGUACAUGAGCCCUGUAACUAUGUAUACGAUCUUUCCUUACUAGCCUCCUUACCCAAUUCCGUCCUUCCUCUCCUUCCUCCGCAUAAUCUACCCACCCCGCGGCCCCGUCCACUUUUCAACGUCGGCAUCCAUGAUAUUCCAUACCUCUCUUCGUUUAUCGGGUGCAGUCCCCGCGACAGCGAGCGGGAUUCGGCCUGGAUUGCCUGCUCAACCGACAGCGUCCUGGCUAUGAAACCAGAACUCUUCGACGUCCUGGUUACAGUACCGGCUCCCUAUACCAAGGACGCGGCGGAGAGAAUAUACCCCAAGAUUACGGUGCAGGCACCUUCGAAACCGGGAAUCGCCUCAAUUCAAACCGAGCUGAGAGCCACACAACGAGACGCUCGUCGUUACACUAGGCUCCGUCAGGGACUGCGCCAUCUCUCCCGCGACGAAAACUCGCAAGUAGUAGAUCCCAAUGACGAUGGUGCCAGUCUCAACGACGCAGUCGACGAUAACUCUGACACAGCCUCAACCUUCUCAUCCAGCCCAGUCAUCGAGCCCUUGUCGUGGGCCCAACUCGCCUACACCUCGUUUAUUUGGUGGGCAUCAGCGGGCGAGAAGCGCGAAGGUCUGUCAGAAGAAGAGGAAGAGCAGCAAAUUGAGCAAGAUACACGUCUUUUGGCUAGUGUGGAGAACCUCUCCCACCCCGAUCAGCAACCGGGAAAUACAGAGAAGCAACCGCCGGAGGUCGCCCUGGUGGCAUACUUCCGCCGUCUGACGGCGCAGAUCUUCAUUAUUCUCGCGGACGUUGUCGCGCGACAUGACAGUGACGGACAGGAGUCUGUAGACGAUGACUCUCAACCUUACCACGAUGAACCUGACGAUGAAGGCGAUGCGAACCCGUCUGUCACUGUGGCACGUCAAUCAACACAAGAAGGCGAUGAUGAUCAAUCCCCUCUUCUCCAACCUGGCCGUAACGACAAGGAUGGCGAAGACAUCUACGAUCCCAACACCGUGAUUAUCACCACGGAAGACAUGACGGAAAUGGGCCUUGACGUCUGGAGUGCCACGGAUCGUGUUUUCGCAGAGGAAUUGGUGCGUUUAUGGUGGAGUCGUCAAGCACGGGUUGAUAGUGCUCGGAUCAGAUGUUGUGGGAUUACGAUUCUGUAG